AUGACUAGCCCAGAACUCCGCUAUCAAGUUAUCAAUAUCUACAAAGAGCUCCUUUUCCUCGGCCGCAAUUAUCCUCUAGGCUACGACUACUUCCGGAACAGGCUACACAAGGCGUUCAGCAGUCAGGCACACCUGGAUAAUGAAGAGCAGAUUCGGAAAGGUAUAGCACGAGCGGAGUUCGUCAAGAAGGAAAUCGAGGCUCUCUACUACCUCAAGCGGUAUCGCACGUUGAAACAGCGCUAUGAGAACAAAUAG
This is a messenger RNA of Aspergillus brunneoviolaceus CBS 621.78, 255 nucleotides long. Its product is annotated as electron transfer flavoprotein regulatory factor 1. The coding region runs from base 1 to 255 and encodes 84 amino acids. The transcript is spliced from 4 exons. Gene Ontology annotation, cellular component: mitochondrion. The record is from RefSeq and is a predicted model, not a curated record. NCBI's taxonomy places the organism in Eukaryota, Fungi, Ascomycota, Eurotiomycetes, Eurotiales, Aspergillaceae. Gene Ontology annotation, biological process: respiratory electron transport chain.